Anolis sagrei ordinatus is the source of this 10377-nucleotide messenger RNA. The record is from RefSeq and is a predicted model, not a curated record. Lineage: Eukaryota; Metazoa; Chordata; Lepidosauria; Squamata; Anolidae.
GUGGGCCUCCCCACAGGCAAGGCGGCUCCCUCCCCCGGCCGCAUUUGGGGGAAAGCACAGGCCUCCCACCUCCCUCUCUCGGCCUCUGUGGCGCGUCCCUUCCUCGUGGAAGGGGAGAAGAAGAGGAAGAGAGGACAGCUCCGAAAGGCCAGGCGCGCCGGUGAUUAUGCCCUCCCGCUGCAACAGACACUCACAAUGAGAGGGGACGUGCUGUUCCUCACUGCGCUCCAUGCCACGCUCCUUGCUUCAGCACAAGUUGCAGCUCAGAAAAGGGGGAGAUCAAUAUGCACCAAUGUUUAUUUGGCUGACAUCGUAUUCCUGGUGGAUGGAUCCUCUAGCAUUGGAAGAGCAAACUUCCGCAUGGUCCGGUCCUUCAUGGAAGGGCUGGUUGUUCCGUUUGUCAAUGUGGUGGGUGAGAACAGAGUGCGUUUUGGAGCUGUGCAGUACAGUGAUGACCCCAGGACGGAGUUCACAUUCUCCGACUUCCUCAAUGGGACAGAUGUGAUGAGAGCUGUUCGAGAGAUGGCCUACAAGGGUGGAAAUACACGUACUGGUGCAGGCCUCCGUUUUGUGGCAGACAACUUCUUUGGAUCCAAUCAGCUGAGACCAGAGGUUCCAAAGAUAUGUAUCCUCAUAACAGAUGGAAAGUCUCAGGAUGAAGUUGACCAGGCAGCAUUGAAGCUGAAGAAUCAAGGGAUUAAAGUCUUUGCUGUGGGCAUCAAGAAUGCAGACCGCAAGGAGAUUGACAGAGUUGCCUCCACACCCACGGAAGAUUAUUCCUUCUAUGUCAAUGAUUUUAAAAUCCUGUCCACUCUGCUGCCAUUGGUGUCCCGGAAGGUGUGUUCCAGCACAGGGGGCAUACUACAGAUUCCAGGCACACAGGCGUAUGUUGGCCCUUCCAACCUGGUCUUUUUGGAUCAGCGCCCUGACAUGCUGAGAAUCCGCUGGACUGCGGCCGGGGGCCCUGUCACAGGCUACAAGGUGCAGUACGUCCCUCUCACGGGCCUGGGGCAAGAAGUCACGGCCGAGAGGCAGGAGAUUAGUUUGGGACCUGAUGAGACUAGUACUGUGCUCAGUGGUUUGAGAGCAGGGACAGAUUACCAGGUCACUGUUAUUGCCCAGUAUACCAACAUCAUUGGAGAAUCAGUUACUAGGAAAGGACGCACACAGGUGCUAUCUGGAGUGACAAAUUUUCGAGUGUUAGAAGCAGGACCAUCCUUCCUUCGACUCUCUUGGGCAGGUGAUCUGGGCGCCAUACAGGGCUACAGGCUCACAUAUGCAGCAAGAGGUGAAGCUCAAGCAGAAGAGGUGAAUCUUGGGGCAAGAGUUACAUCAUUCUUGCUCAGCAACCUUCGCCCGAACACUGACUAUGUGAUCACUCUCUAUCCCAUCUCCCCACGUCAGACGGUAGCACCUGCUGUAGUGAGUGGCCGAACAUUGGGUCUGACAGGGGUACAACAACUGUCUGCCCAGAACAUCUCCUCCCAGGGCAUGCUGGUGACCUGGCGGGGUGUGAGUGGAGCAACAGGAUACCGUAUUACCUGGGGACUCCUCUCAGGUCAGGAUAUUCAAACAGCUGACGUGGACCCUAGCAAAAAUUCUUACUUAUUGACUGGACUGCAGCCCAACACUGAUUACCUGGUGACUGUUGCUCCACUCUACGGACAAGUAGAAGGGCCGAAAGCUUCCAUUAGAAGGAGAACUGAAAUAGUCCAAACUUUAAGAACAGUCACUAUUGACCCAACAUCAAUUCAGGUGGCCUGGAAUAUCAUCCCUAAUGCCCGCGGCUAUCGGCUGGAGUGGAAAAAAGCAACAGGUGUGGAGCCCCCCAAGACUGUGUCCCUUCCUACCAAUGAGAACAGCUAUACUCUGACAGGCCUGCAGCCAGGCACUGAAUAUUACAUCACUCUCUAUACCUUGUAUGAUGGCAAGGAAGUGGCCACUCCAGUUACCAUCUCACAGACUGAGGUGGCCACUGUGGGCAGUGUCUCUGACUUAAGGAUCCUUGAGACCUCAGGAAACAGAGUCCAGUUGGCAUGGACGGGUGUUCAAGGAGCCACAGGGUAUAAGAUUGUGCUACGCAAUACCCAGGAUGGCACGGAGAAGGUUCGACGUAUCCCAGGCUCCCAGACAACUGAGGACCUAUUUGAUCUGAGAGAAGAUGUCUCCUAUGUGGUGCGUGUGUCAGCUCUUAUUGGAAGUCGUGAGGGCAGUGCUGUUCCUCUCACCAUCCGAAUCCGCCCAUCCAUCAUAGGCAGUGUGUCUAACUUGCGCAUGGUGCCAGGGGGACCAGGUCGUGUCCGACUGCUGUGGACCCCCAUUCCCAGGGCCACUGGUUACAGACUAGUGAUUGUCAACACUCAGGAUGGCUCUGAGACGAUCAGACAAAUCUCUGGUGACCAAAAUUCUUUGGAACUGCAAGAUCUGAAGGAUGGUAUUGUUUACUUGAUACGAAUGACAACACUAUCGGGCAGCCAAGAGAGCACCCCUGCCACCAUCCGUUUCCAAGUGGAGCCUCCAUCUGUGGGCACCAUCACUAGUGUGGAGGCAACUGCAGUGGGACCCAAUCAAUUGCGAGUGACAUGGAAUCCAGUUCCCGGAGCAACAGGCUAUAAAGUGACAUGGCGAACAAGAGAUGGUCAAGAGAUCUUUCGAGUCCGCCCUGCUGAUGCAAACUCCUACACUAUUGAGGGCCUGAUGCCUGGGAUGGUGUAUAUUGUUGGGGUCUCAGCCUUGGUUGGCAGCAGAGAAGGAAAUCCAGUCACCACCACAGCUGCAACAGCUCCUUCUCAAGUUGGCAUGGUCACCAGCCUUAGAGUCCUUGAGUCCCAAAACAACGUGGUACGAGUCACGUGGGUCGGUGUGCCUGGAGUUACAGCAUACAGAGUGGUUUGGAGCCGGCGUGAUGGUGGACCUGAAAACAGCCAGAUGGUCUCAGGAAACACAAAUUCUUUUGACCUUGUGAACCUAGAAGGAGGAGUUAGUUACACAGUGAAGGUCACAGCAUUGAUUGGCAACCGUGAAGGGGAUCCUGUCUCCAUCAUUGUCACGACACCAACAGUCCCAGUUCAGCCAGUUGGGAAUCUACGUGUGACUGACUCCUCAGAAAGGCGUAUCCGCGUAGUAUGGAGCCCAGCACCUGGUAGCACAGGCUAUCGGCUCACCUGGAGGCUAGCCGGUGGUGGACCAGAGAGCAGCCAGCUGCUGCCAGCCAACAUCAACACCUAUGACAUUGAAGACUUGCAGCCGGGAGGGCGAUACGAAAUCCGCAUCACCAGCUUGACAGGAAACAGGGAGAGUGAAGCUGUGGCUAUUGUUGCCAACACAGCUGCCACAGGACGUGUAUCCAAUUUCAGGGUGACAGACACCCAAAAGGACUCUGUGACCUUGUCUUGGACUCCAGUUCCUGGGGUCUCUGGCUAUCUCCUCACAUGGAAGUCUCUAAGAGAUGGAAGAGAGACACAAAGGACACUGCCAGGGACAGCAACAUCCCACCAAGUAUCUGGGCUGCGUCUGGGUGAGAGAUACACCUUUACUAUCCGCCCGCUGUUUGGGAGUGUUACAGGUGCUGAGGCUUCUAUUACUGACCGCACAGUUUGCCGAGAUGGCCGCAGUGACAUUGUUUUUCUUGUACAUGCAACUCGAGACAAUGCCUACAAUGCAGAGGCUGUGCGAAGUUUCCUCUCCAACACUGUCUCUGCAAUGGGCCAACUGGGCUCUGGGGGCAACAAGGUAGGCAUUGUGCUUUACAGCAACAGAGCCCUCCCACUUCUUCUGCUCAACCGCUCUAGCGACUUAGAAACUGUCCUGCAGAAUAUCCGCUCUUUCCGCUAUGAGGAACCAAGUGGCAAUAAUGUUGGAGCUGCCAUUACUUUUGCCAGGAACUACAUGCUGAGUGCCAGUGCAGGACACAGGCCUGGUGUACCAGGAACACUGGUGAUAUUGGCAGAUGGGCCAUCUGGUGAUGAUGCCAUUGGACCAGCCAGAGAAAUUAAGGCAGCUGGGAUCCAGGUGCUGGCAGUGGGCAUGGAUGGGGCCAAUCGUGAGCAACUGCGCCGCCUGGUAACCAAUGAAGAUCCACGCAAUGUUUUCUUUGUGAGAGACUCAAGGAGUUUGCCAGAGGUGGAAGAGGGACUUGCCAGUGCCCUCUGCAGGUUAUCUGGCACCGAAGGGCCUAGACCAGAGCCAUGUGUAGUGCAGUGUCCAAGGGGUGAGAAAGGCGAGCCUGGAGAGCCUGGGCAGAGAGGACUCCCAGGGCUUUCUGGCUCUCCUGGAAAUCCGGGACGCAAUGGGCUCCCCGGUCCUCCAGGCCCAGUGGGACCUCGUGGGCCUCCUGGAGAGCUCACUGAUGGGCGGGCUGAGAAGGGAGAAAGAGGAUUACCAGGAGCAAAUGGCUUACCAGGGAAUCCUGGCCGAACUGGUCCUCCUGGUCCUCCUGGGCAACCUGGUGACCCUGGCCUUCCUGGUCUCAGAGGAAUCCAGGGAGAGCGUGGAUUAAUUGGCCCAAUUGGUCCAAGGGGAGAGAAGGGUGAACCGGGGGAUCCUGGAGAGAUUGUUGGUGGAGGAGAUGGGAUUCCUGGCCGGAAGGGAGAGCCUGGCAACCCAGGAAACCCUGGACCUCCUGGAAAUCCAGGGCCUAGGGGACCAUUUGGUGAUUCUGGCCCUCCUGGACCUGUGGGACCCCCUGGGGCAAGAGGACCUCCUGGCGAGUUUGUCAAGGGCGAGAAGGGCGACCGAGGUGAGCGAGGCCCUCCUGGACCAGGUGAUGGGUCUGCAGCCGGAGGAGAACCAGGCCUCCCAGGUGUGCCAGGAGAUCCUGGGCCCAGAGGACCAGUUGGUCCACCAGGACCAAAAGGUGACAAGGGUGAUGGAGAAGAAGGUUUUCCUGGACCACCUGGACGUACUGGAGACCCAGGAGAUCGGGGCCCUAGAGGACCUCCAGGUGAACAAGGAAGCAAGGGAGACCGUGGGCAGCCUGGUGAAGUUGGGCCAUCAGGAGAGAAGGGAGAGCGUGGAUCACCUGGACCUGAAGGAGAGAAGGGAGAACAAGGACCUGCAGGUCGCACUGGUCCAGCAGGCAGAGAUGCCUUGCCAGGACCACCUGGGCCUCGAGGGGAAAGGGGAGAGCAAGGAGAGCCUGGUGUACCUGGUAAACCAGCUACCAGUCUUUCGGGAAUCAAAGGAGACAAGGGGGAAAGGGGCUCUGAAGGACCAGAGGGGCCACCUGGGCCAAGAGGGGACACUGGAAACAAAGGAGAACGUGGACCUCCAGGACUCAGUGCACCUGGUCCACCUGGUCCAAAAGGAGAACAAGGAGACAGGGGCAUUGUUGGACUAACUGGCAAAGCUGGCCCAAAGGGUGACCCAGGAGACCCUGGGGAGAGGGGAGAGCCAGGAAGACCAGGCCCUACAGGACAGACUGGCCCACGAGGAAAAGAUGGGGAAAGAGGUGACAAGGGAGAUGAAGGGACUCCAGGAGAACCAGGUCCAAUUGGCAAACCAGGAGAGAGAGGACUACGGGGUCUACCAGGGAACCGAGGGCCCCUUGGUGAGAAGGGGGACCAAGGGGACCCAGGUGAAGAUGGGAGAAAUGGCAGUCCUGGAGCAACAGGACCAAAAGGAGAUCGAGGAGAACCUGGACUACCAGGACCCCCAGGCCAGGGAGUUGGCGUGGGAGCUGUAGGAGGAGGGCAAAAAGGCGAGAAGGGGGAGGUAGGAGACCCUGGAGAGGAUGGGAUGAAAGGUGUGAAAGGAGAGGCCGGUUUACCUGGGCUGACAGGAGAACGGGGAAUUGAAGGUUCCAGAGGUCUCCCUGGAGUUCGUGGUGACACUGGAGAUCGAGGCCCAGUAGGAGAGAAGGGUGACCGAGGCCCUCCAGGUUUAGAUGGACGGAAUGGGCUAGAUGGCAAGCCUGGGCAAACGGGUCCUGCAGGCCAAAGGGGUGACCAAGGGAAGCAGGGUGACCCUGGCCGAGAUGGUCUCCCAGGUCUACGUGGUGAGCAGGGUCCUCCUGGAGCAGUUGGCCCACCGGGACCACCAGGUCUACCUGGAAAGGCUGGCGAUGAUGGUAAACCAGGUCUGAAUGGGAAGAAUGGUGAAGAUGGAACACCUGGUGAAGACGGGAGGAAGGGGGACAGAGGUGAACCUGGAACACCUGGAAGAGAUGGACGGGAAGGUAUUAAAGGAGAGCGAGGGACUAGUGGGCCCCCUGGUCCUCCCGGACCCCCUGGUGCCCCUGGUGCCCCUGGAGUCGUUGGUCCACCAGGACAGAGUUUGCCAGGCCUCCCUGGGACACCUGGACCAAAGGGAGACAGAGGGGAUUCUGGAGCCAGAGGAGAGAAAGGGCUAAUGGGUGAACCUGGGCCACGAGGAGACCCUGGCACAGCACAGAAUGUUGAACGUGCCCUAGAGACCUAUGGUAUCAAGAUUUCCUCACUGCGUGAGAUCACUGGUGCUUAUGAUGGGAGCUCUGACCAAUUGCUCCCUGAUCGCCGGAAAGGCUUGAAGGGUGACAGAGGAGAUCCAGGUGAUAGAGGACCACCGGGCAAAGAUGGGCUCAUUGGCUUCCCUGGAGAAAGGGGGGCCAAGGGAGAGAAGGGAGACCAAGGCCAACCAGGCCCCCAAGGCCCAACGGGACGUGCCAUUGGAGAAAGAGGACCAGAAGGACCAUCUGGUCAACCAGGGGAGCCUGGGAAACCAGGAAUUCCAGGUGUGCCAGGCCGUGCAGGUGAACUUGGAGAAGCUGGCAGGCCUGGAGAGAAGGGUGAUCGGGGUGAAAAGGGUGCACAAGGGGAACCGGGCAGAGAUGGCCUCACUGGGCCACCAGGACCCCCAGGACCCAAGGUAGAUAUGAUGGAUGGAAGCACCUCAGGCUUUCCAGGGGAACGUGGUCCACCAGGACCCAGAGGAAGCAAGGGAGAGCCAGGCGAAGAUGGCGAGAAAGGCUCUAGAGGCGAUAAGGGUGAAACUGGGCAGAAGGGAGAAAGAGGUGAAGCUGGUGAGAGAGGCAGGGAUGGCUCUCCAGGCCUUCCAGGAGAGAGAGGCCUUGCAGGCCCAGAAGGGAAAGCAGGCUUGCCAGGCUUCCCUGGAGUUCUGGGCAGACCGGGUAACCAAGGAGAUCCUGGACCAUCAGGCCCUGCUGGUCCUGUUGGCCCUCCAGGCACUCAAGGUCUCCCCGGGAUAAAGGGAGAUGUUGGAGAACCUGGUUCCGGCAUACGGGGCUUGCCAGGCCCUCCAGGAACUAUUGGGUUCCCAGGACCACAAGGACCUCCUGGAAUUGUGGGUCCACAAGGACCUCCGGGGUUACCAGGACAAGUGGGUGAGCCUGGGAAACCAGGUGUACCGGGCAGAGAUGGAACGGUAGGGAAAGAUGGUGAAGCUGGACUGCCUGGAAAAAUGGGUAUUCAGGGGCUUGUAGGACCUGCUGGUGCCAAAGGAGAGCCUGGGGAUGCUGGGCCUCCAGGACAGAGUGUUGCUGGGCCUCCAGGAAUAAAAGGCGAGAAGGGUACACCAGGUGAUUUUGAUGGGGAAAUUUUUGGAAAACCGGGUGUCAAAGGUGACCGAGGUCUACCAGGCCCUCGAGGAGAGAAGGGGGACCCAGGCAGUGAGGGGGAACCUGGCGACCCUGGAGAAGAUGGAGCUAAAGGAUCUCCUGGGAUCAAAGGAGAAAAGGGUUCAGUUGGGGUUGGCCUUCAAGGACCACCAGGUCAGACUGGACCUCCAGGCUUGAAGGGAGAUCCUGGAUUACCUGGUCCACCAGGACCCCCAGGUUUGCGAGGUGAGGCUGGAAUUCCAGGCCAGCCAGGCCUGAGAGGAGAGAAUGGGCUGAGUGGUCAGACAGGACCUCCAGGGGAGAGGGGUCUUAUUGGCUUUCCUGGGAGAGAUGGCACUGCAGGAUCUCCAGGGCCCCCUGGGCCACCAGGACCAGGAGGUGCACAAGGCAUUGCAGGAGUGAAAGGUGACAAGGGGGAUACAGGCAUUGGACUACCCGGUGCUAGAGGGGAGCGAGGAGAUCCAGGGCCACGGGGUGAAGAUGGGCGCCCAGGGCUGGAGGGAGACCGUGGUCCUGCAGGGCCUCCAGGAAACAGAGGGGAGAGAGGUGAUAAAGGAGAUGCUGGGCCUAUGGGGCUAAAGGGAGACAAAGGUGAUACUGCCAUUGUGGAAGGCCCACCAGGUGCUCGGGGAAACAAAGGAGAGCCAGGAGACCGUGGCCUUAAAGGGAUGGAAGGGGACAAAGGGGACAAAGGAGACCAGGGUGUCCCUGGAGAGAAGGGAGCAAGAGGUGAACAGGGAGAAAAAGGUUCAACAGGAUUUCCAGGUGCACGAGGUCCUGGCGGGCAGAAGGGAGAAGUUGGUGCAUCUGGGGAGCCAGGAGAGCCGGGUCAACCUGGGAAGGAUGGUUUUCCAGGAACCAGAGGGGAAAAAGGAGAGACGGGAUCCUUUGGAAUGCGAGGCCCAAAGGGAGAAAGGGGAAUGAAAGGGGCCUGUGGCCAGGAUGGAGAUAAAGGUGAAAAGGGAGAGCCAGGUCUGCCAGGCCGAAUGGGAACUGCUGGAAGGAAAGGAGACGCUGGGGAGAUGGGCAUGCCUGGAUCCCCAGGAAUCCCUGGGAAAGAAGGUCUCAUAGGACCCAAGGGUGACAGAGGAUUUGAUGGCCAGCAAGGAGCCAAAGGAGACCAAGGAGAAAAAGGGGACAGGGGUGCUCCAGGCAUUAUUGGCUCUCCAGGACCAAGAGGAAAUGAUGGACCUCCUGGGCCUAUUGGGGCUCCUGGCAGCAUUGGACCAAAAGGCCCAGAAGGCAUGCAGGGGCAGAAAGGGGAAAGAGGGCCCCCAGGAGAGUCAGUGGCAGGACCACGAGGAGUUCCAGGUAUAGCAGGAGAAAGAGGAGAACAGGGAAGCCCAGGGCUUGAUGGCCCCAGAGGAGAGAAAGGAGAGCCUAGCAUGACGGAAGAAGAGAUCCGACUGUAUGUCAGGCAGGAGAUGAGUCAGCACUGUGCUUGUGGAGGCCAGUUCUCCCCUCCCGAACGACGUCUUGUACCCAACUAUCCAUCCACCCAAACGCUCCCGUCUGUUAAUGCUGUUAAUGCUCAAAUAGUCCCUGUGCUUAAGUUGUCCCAUACUGAGGAAGAGGAAGGGGGCCAGGUGCAAAAAAUAAUGGAGACAGGUGAGCCUGAGUAUGAGUACUUCUAUGCAGAGGAGGAGGAGGACUACAACCAGGGCCUGGGAGCAGAUGGGACAGAGAGUCCUAUGCUGAGGGAUGAAGUAAUGAGCCCAAAGGCAGCUCCCAAGCAUGGACGGCAAAAGAGAGCUCCUCCUGAGGAAGGCAAUCUAUGUGCCUUGCCCUUGGAGGAAGGAGACUGCAGCAAAUACACACUGAAGUGGUACUAUAACCAAAGAGUAUCAGAGUGUCGACCCUUCAUCUACAGUGGUUGCAAGGGAAAUCGCAACCGCUUCAACUCCAAGGAAGAUUGUGAGCUUCAGUGCAAGCCACACAGAGAUGCGGGUGAAAGAACAUAGGAUAGGAACAGAAGUGUAUAGACUCUGUAAGGGAUUUCGUUUUUGGGAGAACUGGAGAAGUAACCAAAAGAAGAGACCCAGUCUUUGUGGCUCCCUCCCAACCCAUUCUUAGCCUGCACAAGGUUUUAAGAGACAUAUAUACACUCACACACAAAGCAUUCAAUCUGAGGCUUACUUUGCUGCCAUUUCUAUGCCCUGCAGCACAGUUGUGUGUUCUUGUAUGUGUGUAAGUGGACUGCUUCAACUGGAGCAGAGAAAUGGUGCUAUUCUUUUUAUUAAAAAAGUAUUUUUUGUUGCUCUUGAAUUUAUUUCUUAAAUUAAGGUGAAAUUUUUAUCAAAUGGGAUACAUAGCAUAACCUCUUUUAUAUAUGAUAUAAAAAGACAUAUUUUUAAUUAGAGCUCUCUUAACUUAUUGAUGAUAGCUGACUGAUGACACAUGGAAUGUAUUCUAGCCAGACCAAACUGAUUUUAUUUGUAACUUGCUUUAAUUUGGGUUUAUAGGACUGCCAGGUUUUCCUCUGAGAGUGGAUUAGUAGGAAACCUGUCUGACGUUUUCUGGGGAGCCAGAAUACUCUUCAAUUAAUGAGCAAUAACAUACAGAACAAUCCUAUGUUUCACUGCCAAAGUUAGAAUUCAGUGUUUUAUAUAGCUAUUGUUGUCAAAGUUAUCAGCUUAUUUCUGUGGCUAUAAACCCAACCAUCCCUUUAUUUUGUAGUUUUACACUUUUUAUUAAGUGAGGCUCAAGGAGUGCCGGGCUGCCCGUCUGUCGGGAAUGAGAAUUUCUCACUUGGAAAGAACUAAUCAGAUAAAAGUUUUCAGUGGUGCUUGUUAAGAACAUCUCCCCCCCCCCCCCCCAAAAAAAAA